AGAGAGAGAGAGAGGGGGAGGGGAAGAGAGAGAGAGAGGAUAGGUGGUUCAUAAAGUUUGGUGAUGGACUUUAGUGGCGCUCUUCAUUUCAGGCACAUUAUUUGAGUCUUAACACAAUCGUGCUUAGUCUGUUUUAUUGUCUGCCGCUGAUAUUAUCAUGCCCAUAUUUCCUACAAUCCCUCCCCGUCUCCCGCCGCGUGGUGACGGCGGCGACAGGCUACGGGGUGGCACCUGAGGAAGGGGUGACCCCUCCGGGCUGUUGACACCAGGCCGGGCGAACGGGAGUAAGGAGAGUCAGUCCACCGCCGACUAGUGACGGGGCAGGACGUAGCCCCUCGCUCUCGGCUUCCCUUGCACGUUGUCCCUCGCACAGACCUGAGUCAGGAGCGGGCUUUUUGACAUCCAGUAGCCGGCCCGGAGGAUGCGCCUCGGCCCCAGCGCGUUGCUUGUGCUGUGCGACGCGGCCUGGUGGUGAACUGUGCGGCGGUGGGGAGCGACGUGCAAAAGGCUUGUAAAUGGCUCGCGCCCUCAUGUGGAUUGUGCCAGCCAUCAGCCUCCUGGCCUGCUGUUCGCUGGGAGAGGCAGAUGCCGACCGCCGCCGCCAACGUGACUCUGGGGACCUGCUGCGCGGGGUGACGGUGCCUCAGUAUGCCUUUGCAGGGGGCCAAGCGACACUCAGUUGCUCCUACGAUCUGCACAACCGCCGCCUCUACUCCCUCAAAUGGUACCACAACGGCACCGAGUUCUACCGCUACGUUCCCACCGAGCGCCAGGGACCCACCACUACCAAGACGCCGCACAAGUUUACAGUCAGUGAGCUAUUCCGUGACGACCAGCGGGUGACGCUCUCCCUGACCAGGCUGGCGGUGGCGGCCUCGGGGCAGUACCGCUGUGAGGUGAUCGCUGAGCAUCCAAGCUUCAGGACAGAGUGGUCCGGCGCCAACAUGACCGUGCUGCGUGAGCCACUCUCCAACCCCGUGCUGGUGGGGGCGCGCGAGGUGUACGAGCCUUCGGAAAUCAUCAAGAUCGGCUGCCAGCCCAGUGACCGCCACCCCCUGGACCACACCCAGCCCACUCUGCAGUGGUUCCUGCAAGGCAACCAGGUGGGAUCAGAGUUGGUGACGCCCUACGGCAGCGCCCUGCAGCGGGGAGUGUCAGGUCUCUCCCUCCGCGUCCCAGGCGAGCAGGUGGUGUCAGCGGGAGGACAGAUGGUGGCUGAGUGCCGGCUGACGCUUGGCCCUCAUCGUCUCGCCUCCAACACCACCCUCAAGGUCCGGCCGGUCUCCACCACCUACCAUGACUACCACGCCUCAGUUCCCGUGGCGCAGCCUUGGUGGGGCGGAGCGAGGCGCGGAGACAGGCUGGUUUACAUACGGAUGGUCUUGAUCACGCCAUGCAGAGAGCAGCAGUUCUCCCCACACUCUCCACCCAACCAUGGCCUCUUUUCUCAUGGCGGCAACCCUCCUGGUGCAGGGGUUGCUGUAACCUGAGCCUCCGUAUCACUGCCUAGGUCUUGCAUUAGUCUGAGUCUUGCUGUAUGUGCUGCCCAAUAAAGUAAGUCUGUACUGUUUUUUCUCUUCUUCCAAACUUCAAGAUUUGGAGGUUGGUGGUGUGUGGUGAUGAAUCACGCAAUAGAACAGUUCCCUAGGUAUUUUUUUAGAAACAUGAAUAAGUUUAUGGAGGGAAUAUCACUAAGAUUUAAAUUUACUAUGUUUGGAAUCAUUGAGAGUGCAUCUGAAAGAUGUCUUUGACUGCUUCAGUAACUGACUGAAUGUACAGUGCUUCAUGGGGGAUUAUGAUCUUGUUUGGUAAAGUGAUGGUACCAAAGGUAGCCCAUUGUCAAUAUUCAGAUUAGAUUAAUGUGAAAUAAAUACUAACAUAUCCAAGAAAAAUUGUUUGUUCAUCACUUUGUUGAUGAAAAUUAAAUAAACUAUCACAAGUUUGCAAACAGAGAAAGGGUCCCUUAGCAAAAUUAAAUAUGUAUGUGUUCAGAUGACAGGAAAUGGAGAAAAUUAUAUAAUUCACAAUACUAUGAAUGCUGUUCUUGUGUAAGAAGGAAAAUGUUGUACAUAUAGAGCUUUCCAUGUACUGUCAGUAGCCAGUAUGUGGAUUGAUCUCGGUUAAAGACUAACUUGAAUCAUUGUAGGAUCUUGAAAUGCCCUUAGAUGCAGUUCCAUAAGGAAGAUAUAUAUAUAUAUAUGUAGUCCUUUGUGCCAAGAUGAAGUUUACCUAAAUUGCCUAUGUAAGCCCUCUGUGAUCUUGACCAUAAGAAGGCUUAUCAUUCUUAUGGAGUCUCUACCAUCUUGAAGAACAACCCUUCCAUGCUCGCAUCUUCCCAAUAGUUAUUUUUUCUUAUCAAUAUAUUCUAGUUUACAUGUAACUUAUUUCAAUGAGUGACUUUCCUGUUGUCAAAUUUUCAUUGCAGUUUUAUUUUCAAAGUUCCUAAUGGGGAAUAUGAACAUCUUUCAAAUGACAGCCUUCUGUUUGACCUUCAUUUUAUAUUUUUUUACACAGUGAUCACUUGGCAGAAUGAAAAUAACUUAUCUUCUGAGUAGCUGAAAUAAAAAUUUUGCUAUUAAAUUAAACAUUUUGAAAGCUCUAAAUUUAAUUGGUCUGGCCUAUAUCAUUCAUUUUCUAUUUUUACCCACAUAUUUUUCCUCUACGCUGUUUACUUUUUUUCUGGCAGAGUUGCUGCUACUGUGGUAGAUUGUGGGAAGUGCUCAUCUGCUACAUUUGUUCCAUCAGUAGCUUUAUAUGAUUUUCAAUUGUCAGUAUGCAGUCCACUUAUAUGCUGAUUAUUUUACUCAGGGCCAUUGACAGUAUUGAUAGGCAACCAUCAUUAUUAUUUUUCUUAUCAUAAUUCCUGAUGAGCUUCAUGCACAAUCCAUAGCUUCUGAUCAUAAUUGUUUCUGAAUGGGACUGAUGUAAUUCCUUCACAAUUCUAUCAAGUAGAUACAUUCUUCCAUCCUCCUAUCUUGAAGAACACUUGGCCAACACCCCAGCACCACCAUACUUUUGCAGUACAAAGGUUUUAUCCAUCACUGUAUAGAGAAUGGUUCUCAUGCACGUGGUUAAGAGAAGGAAUCACGACAAACUUCCAGGCAGGGUAGAGACAAGAGGUAUUUGCCUUAUCAGUUACCUUUCUUGUGCUACAUUUUCAAUUUUUCUUUUUGCCAUAGCUUUUCUUCUUUUGUUUUCACUCUUCAUUUUUUUUUUGCAUUAUUAUUUUUUUAGUUAUUGUCUGCAUGAAUUUACUGCUUGAUGGCCUUACUAUGGAAAACAAACUUGCUGUUGCUCUUAUUCUGUUUAUGAUACAAGUGCAAAGUUUCACCAGGAUCUUAACUGUGUGAUUCCUUUUGUAGCAGUCUGUCUUCUUUUAUUUUUGUCUUGUAACUUUAGACUCCAGCAAGAGGAGGAGUGGCAAGCCACAGAGGGAAUUACUGACUUACCUUCUUGAGACUUUCAUUGAAUGUGUUUUAUAUUUAUACCUUCCUGUUGUAAAUAAAAAUCUUGAGUAUAUCCACAAAGUAUGAUGGAAUGAAAAUACUGAUUUUCUUUAGCAAUGGGGAAAGAGAGACUAUUCAUGAGAUAAUGUAGCAAGUCUUGUGCUGUGAAAUUGUGUGAAGGGUGAGGUAUAUUAAUUUGUAGCAAGUCUUCUGCUGUGAAAGUGCAUGAAGGGUAAAAUGUUCAUUAAUUUAAGAAGAAUUAAGUGUAGUCUUGGAACACAGAGAGAGAGAGUGUGGUGAGAAAUGAGAGGAAAUGAAACAUACUGGAGGGAAUCAGUAGGAGCAGGAGAACUGAGAUAAUCAUCAUAAGCUGUUUUAAUCAACAAUGCAGCAUGUACUGAUUUCAUGACCAUUGUUCCUUUUAUUUGUUAACUAGUUCUUCACAUGUUAGCAGAUCCACACACUUAUGUAAAGACCAAUAGAGAUGAGAAGAACUCCUAAGUAUGGAGUAUGAGGGUGAUUACAUUAUAAUUGGUACUAUUUUAGUAAUAUGGUUGGUUCUAAUUUUAGUAAUAUGGAAGUUGUAAAAGUGAGAUUAAAGAAAUCACAAGAUGUGUAAGGUAAGAAGCUGGUCAUGAUGCAGCAGAUGGAGAUAUGAAUAUGUUUGUUAUUUAAGGAAGGGAUGGAAGGUUGAGUGAAUGUGAGAGCUGUCUUUAGUGUGUGUAGUUCUCAUAGUGUGUAGUGCUGUUUUGAAUGUCAGUAAGCUAAACAAACACCUGCCCAAGAUAUGGAAUGAACAUAGUGAUGUGAUUGGAGGAUAAGAUUGAAAUACUCUUCAUUAAGUUAGAAGCAGGUGAGAGUGCUACAUCAAUAAAGAGAAUAUUUAAUGCCAACAUAAUUUGGAAUUGUGAAAGGCCCAUGGAAAUAUCACCUUUUCCCUAACAAAUGACAAUACUGUUAAACAAAGCUGCAUAUCAUGAUAAAAAGCCAAUAAAAAGGCAACUGUGCUGUUUUUCAUUAUUAUUUUAAUUCAUUCAUGACUGAACUUUCACAUGCUAUGGAACUUUGUCCCAUCUACCUGAUUAUGGUAAGAAUGCCUUAUUUUCUAGUUUCCAUCUUAAUCAGAACUUGAAUAAAAAGUAUUCAAG
This is a messenger RNA of Scylla paramamosain (green mud crab), 4594 nucleotides long. RefSeq lists its product as uncharacterized. The transcript is spliced from 9 exons. The record is from RefSeq and is a predicted model, not a curated record. The coding region runs from base 516 to 1490 and encodes 324 amino acids. Lineage: Eukaryota; Metazoa; Arthropoda; Malacostraca; Decapoda; Portunidae.